Molecule: messenger RNA, 2443 nt
Organism: Galeopterus variegatus (Sunda flying lemur)
Lineage: Eukaryota; Metazoa; Chordata; Mammalia; Dermoptera; Cynocephalidae
Gene: ANO9
Product: anoctamin 9
Exons: 24
Coding region: 1-2388 (795 amino acids)
Biological process (GO): chloride transmembrane transport
Cellular component (GO): plasma membrane
Molecular function (GO): chloride channel activity
Source: RefSeq, a predicted model, not a curated record
AUGCAGCUUUCCAAAUUCCCACACUGCCGUGCACACUGCCAGCAGCACGCGGCUGCCCUGGCUCUUGCUCGCCCUUCAGGUCGUGACUGGCGCCCCUGGCCAGCCGACCUGCGUUUUCCUGACCGUCCCGAGGCCGAGGGUGAAGAGACAGUCCAGAUCCUGGAAGGGGACAACUUCCCACUGAUGGAGAUCAACACUUGCGAGACCGAGCCCACUGAGCAGUGGGACUAUGUCCUGGUGGCCGAUCAUCGAACCCAGAGAAACCCCAAGCAGGUGCAUCAGCAGCGGCAGUUCCUGGGGGAGCUCGGGAGGAAGGGCUUCCAUUUCAAGGUGAUAGAGGAUCAGAAACAAGUGUUCUUUGGGAUCCGAGCCGACAACACGAUCUUCGAUCUCUACCGCACCCUCCUCAUGGAGCCCGAGGGUCCUGCCCCCAGAGCUGAGCUGGCCAGGCCAGCCCCCAUCCCAGCCACCACAAGAAUCCGAAUCGUGAACUUCAUCCUGAACUGCAAGACAGCAGCUGGUGAGACAUUCGAGGAUUUGGUAAAGGACCGGGUCUUUGAGACCAGGUUCCCGCUGCACAAGGGGGAGGAAGACCUGAAGACGGGAUGGGCCCAGUGGAGAAAAAUGUUCUGCAAGCAACCGAUUGACAAUAUCAGGGACUACUUUGGUGAGAAGGUGGCUCUGUACUUCGCCUGGCUGGGCUGGUACACCUACAUGCUGGCACCCGCUGCCCUGGUGGGACUUGUCGUCUUUCUGAGUGGGUUCUCUCUGUUUGAGGCCAGCCAGAUCAGCAAGGAGAUCUGCGAGGCCCACGACAUCCUCAUGUGUCCUCUUGGCGACCACAGCCGCAGGUACCAGCGGCUCUCGGAUACCUGCACUUUUGCCAAGCUCACCCACCUCUUCGACAACGAGGGCACGGUGCUGUUUGCCAUCUUCAUGGCUCUGUGGGCCACGGUGUUCCUGGAGAUCUGGAAGAGGAAGCGAGCCCGCGUGGUCCUGCACUGGGACCUGUACGGGUGGGACGAGGAACAGGAGGAAAUGGCGCUUGAGCUCAUUAACUGCUCUGACUACAAGCUGCGGCCGCACCAGCACUCCUUCCUGCGCAGCACUGUCAUCCUCGUCCUGUCUCUGUUCAUGAUCUGCCUCAUGAUCGGCAUGGCGCACGUCCUGGUGGUCUACCGGGUCCUGGCUGCUGCCCUCUUCAGCAGCUUGGCCUUGCCCUUCCUGGAGGAGCAGGUGACCACGGCCGUGGUGGUGACUGGGGCCCUGGUGCAGUAUGUGACCAUCGUCAUCAUGACCAAGAUCAACAAGCGUGUGGCCCUGAAGCUUUGUGACUUUGAGAAGCCCAGGACCUUCUCAGAGCGAGAGAGAAAGUUCACGGUCAAGUUCUUCACGCUGCAGUUCUUUGCCCACUUCUCCUCUCUCGUGUACAUCGCCUUCAUCCUGGGCAGGAUCAACGGUCACCCUGGAAAGUCCACGCGCCUGGCCGGCUUGUGGAGGCUGGAGGAGUGCCACCUCAGCGGCUGCAUGAUGGACCUGUUCGUGCAGAUGGCCAUUAUCAUGGGUCUGAAGCAAACGCUCAGCAACUGCGUGGAGUACCUGGGCCCGUGGCUGGCCCACAAGUGCCGCUCCGUGGCGGCCUCUGCACGCAGCCGCAUGUCGCGGGACCCCGAGCUCCGGGAAUGGCAGCGCGACUACCUCCUGAACGCGGUCACCCCCUUCAGCCUGUUCGAUGAGUUCAUGGAGAUGAUGAUGCAGUACGGCUUCACCACCAUCUUCGUGGCCGCCUUCCCGCUGGCCCCACUGCUUGCGCUCUUCAGCAACCUCGUGGAGAUCCGCCUGGACGCCAUCAAGAUGGUUCGGCUGCAGCGGCGCCUGGUGCCACGCAAGGCCAAGGACAUGGGGACCUGGCUGCAGGUGCUGGAGACCAUUGGUGUGCUGGCAGUCAUUGCCAAUGGGAUGGUCAUCGCCUUCACAUCUGAGUUCAUCCCCCGAGUGGUCUACAAGUACCGCUAUGGCCCAUGCCGACGUGGGGCCCACCCUCGAAUCGACUGCCUCACGGGCUACAUCAACCACAGUCUGUCCAUCUUCUACACCAAGGACUUCCAGGACCCUGUCAGGAUUGAAGGCUCGGAAAAUGUGACGGAGUGCAGGUACCGCGACUACCGCAACGCCCAUGACUACAACUUGUCUGAGCAGUUCUGGUUCCUUCUGGCCAUUCGCCUGGCCUUCGUCAUCCUCUUUGAGCACGUGGCCCUGUGCAUCAAGCUCGUUGCUGCCUGGUUCGUGCCUGACGUCCCUCAGUCGGUGAAGAACAGGGUCCUGGAGGAGAAGUACCAGAGGCUCCGGGACAAGAUGUGCUUCAGCACCAAGAGCACAGAUGUGUAGGGGACCCAGAGCCGGUCGAGAGGCGCUGGUGACCAGGAGAAGAGACUCAGAGCUG